AUGGCUCCCCGAGAAACGCCGAAAGCGGCACAUAAAGUACAACGUGUGAUAAGUAAAGCAACGAAAUCUAAAGCGUCGCCUAUUGCAACUUUGAAGAAAACAAUGACUUCUAAAAGUUGUACAGAAAAAAUGCUUAAAGCAAAUAAUUUAGCUGAACCAAGAGCUAGGACAAGCACAGUUCCUAAAGUAUCAACACCAAAGCCAAAGGAAAAUAGAGCUGCUCCCAUGCCAAGUACGACCUCAAAGAGUGCUAAGAAAUCUGCAUGGAAAAAACGACCAAAACCAGCUCACUCUGGAGUCCCAGUUCCUGAAAAAAUGAAGAGGUUGCUUGAAAAACAGUUACAAGACGCUGACUGUAGCCUCUAA
Messenger RNA from Danaus chrysippus (African queen), 366 nucleotides. NCBI's taxonomy places the organism in Eukaryota, Metazoa, Arthropoda, Insecta, Lepidoptera, Nymphalidae. The record is from the annotation of a GenBank genome assembly.